Messenger RNA from Oncorhynchus kisutch (coho salmon), 3935 nucleotides. RefSeq lists its product as uncharacterized. NCBI's taxonomy places the organism in Eukaryota, Metazoa, Chordata, Actinopteri, Salmoniformes, Salmonidae. The record is from RefSeq and is a predicted model, not a curated record. Bases 2015 to 3718 code for a protein of 567 amino acids. The transcript has 2 exons.
UUUUUAAGCUAGGGUUAGGCUAAGCCACAUAAAGCCACUGUUAGGGUUAUGCUAGGGUCAGGCUUGAGUCAGGGUGUAGUCUUGAAGAUAGGGUUAGAGUUAGAGCUAUGGUUAGGGUUGAGCCAGGCUGUUGACAUAAAGCCACUGUUAGGGUUAUGGCUAGGGUCAGGCUUGAGUCAGGGUGUAGUCUUGAAGAUAGGGUUAGAGUUAGAGCUAUGGUUAGGGUUGAGCCAGGCUGUUGACAUAAAGCCACUGUUAGGGUUAUGGCUAGGGUCAGGGUGUAGUCAUGAAGAUGGGGUUAGAGCUAUGGUUAGUGUUGAACCAGGCUGUGGACAUAAAGCCACUGUUAGGGUUAUGGCUAGGGUCAGGGUGUAGUCAUGAAGAUAGAGUUAGAGCUAUGGUUAGGGUUAGGGUUGAGCCAGGCUGUUGACAUAAAGCCACUAUUAGGGUUAUGGCUAGGGUCAGGGUGUAGUCAGGGUGUAGUCAUGAAGAUGGGGUUAGAGCUAUGGUUAGGGUUGAGCCAGGUUGUUGACAUAAAGCCACUGUUAGGGUUAUGGCUAGGGUCAGGCUUGAGUCAGGGUGUAGUCAUGAUGAUGGGGUUAGAGUUAGAGCUAUGGUUAGGGUUGAGCCAGGCUGUUGACAUAAAGCCACUGUUAGGGUUAUGGCUAGGGUCAGGCUUGAGUCAGGGUGUAGUCUUGAAGAUAGGGUUAGAGUUAGAGCUAUGGUUAGGGUUGAGCCAGGCUGUUGACAUAAAGCCACUGUUAGGGUUAUGGCUAGGGUCAGGCUUGAGUCAGGGUGUAGUCUUGAAGAUAGGGUUAGAGUUAGAGCUAUGGUUAGGGUUGAGCCAGGCUGUUGACAUAAAGCCACUGUUAGGGUUAUGGCUAGGGUCAGGCUUGAGUCAGGGUGUGGUCAUGAAGAUAGGGUUAGAGCUAUGGUUAGGGUUGAGCCAGGCUGUUGACAUAAAGCCACUGUUAGGGUUAUGGCUAGGGUCAGGCUUGAGUCAGGGUGUAGUCAUGAAGAUGGGGUUAGAGCUAUGGUUAGGGUUGAGCCAGGUUGUUGACAUAAAGCCACUGUUAGGGUUAUGGCUAGGGUCAGGGUGUAGUCAUUAAGAUGGGGUUAGAGCUAUGGUUAGUGUUGAACCAGGCUGUGGACAUAAAGCCACUGUUAGGGUUAUGGCUAGGGUCAGGGUGUAGUCAUGAAGAUAGGGUUAGAGCUAUGGUUAGGGUUAGGGUUGAGCCAGGCUGUUGACAUAAAGCCACUAUUAGGGUUAUGGCUAGGGUCAGGGUGUAGUCAGGGUGUAGUCAUGAAGAUGGGGUUAGAGCUAUGGUUAGGGUUGAGCCAGGUUGUUGACAUAAAGCCACUGUUAGGGUUAUGGCUAGGGUCAGGCUUGAGUCAGGGUGUAGUCAUGAUGAUGGGGUUAGAGUUAGAGCUAUGGUUAGGGUUGAGCCAGGCUGUUGACAUAAAGCCACUGUUAGGGUUAUGGCUAGGGUCAGGCUUGAGUCAGGGUGUAGUCUUGAAGAUAGGGUUAGAGUUAGAGCUAUGGUUAGGGUUGAGCCAGGCUGUUGACAUAAAGCCACUGUUAGGGUUAUGGCUAGGGUCAGGCUUGAGUCAGGGUGUAGUCAUGAUGAUGGGGUUAGAGUUAGAGCUAUGGUUAGGGUUGAGCCAGGCUGUUGACAUAAAGCCACUGUUAGGGUUAUGGCUAGGGUCAGGCUUGAGUCAGGGUGUGGUCAUGAAGAUAGGGUUAGAGUUAGAGCUAUGGUUAGGGUUGAGCCAGGCUGUUGACAUAAAGCCACUGUUAGGGUUAUGGCUAGGGUCAGGGUGUAGUCAUGAAGAUGGGGUUAGAGCUAUGGUUAGUGUUGAACCAGGCUGUGGACAUAAAGCCACUGUUAGGGUUAUGGCUAGGGUCAGGGUGUAGUCAUGAAGAUAGGGUUAGAGCUAUGGUUAGGGUUAGGGUUGAGCCAGGCUGUUGACAUAAAGCCACUAUUAGGGUUAUGGCUAGGGUCAGGGUGUAGUCAUGAAGAUAGGGUUAGAGCUAUGGUUAGGGUUAGGGUUGAGCCAGGCUGUUGACAUAAAGCCACUAUUAGGGUUAUGGCUAGGGUCAGGGUGUAGUCAGGGUGUAGUCAUGAAGAUGGGGUUAGAGCUAUGGUUAGGGUUGAGCCAGGUUGUUGACAUAAAGCCACUGUUAGGGUUAUGGCUAGGGUCAGGCUUGAGUCAGGGUGUAGUCAUGAUGAUGGGGUUAGAGUUAGAGCUAUGGUUAGGGUUGAGCCAGGCUGUUGACAUAAAGCCACUGUUAGGGUUAUGGCUAGGGUCAGGCUUGAGUCAGGGUGUAGUCUUGAAGAUAGGGUUAGAGUUAGAGCUAUGGUUAGGGUUGAGCCAGGCUGUUGACAUAAAGCCACUGUUAGGGUUAUGGCUAGGGUCAGGCUUGAGUCAGGGUGUGGUCAUGAAGAUAGGGUUAGAGUUAGAGCUAUGGUUAGGGUUGAGCCAGGCUGUUGACAUAAAGCCACUGUUAGGGUUAUGGCUAGGGUCAGGCUUGAGUCAGGGUGUAGUCUUGAAGAUAGGGUUAGAGUUAGAGCUAUGGUUAGGGUUGAGCCAGGCUGUUGACAUAAAGCCACUUUUAGGGUUAUGGCUAGGGUCAGGCUUGAGUCAGGGUGUAGUCUUGAAGAUAGGGUUAGAGUUAGAGCUAUGGUUAGGGUUGAGCCAGGCUGUUGACAUAAAGCCACUGUUAGGGUUAUGGCUAGGGUCAGGCUUGAGUCAGGGUGUAGUCUUGAAGAUAGGGUUAGAGCUAUGGUUAGGGUUAGGGUUGAGCCAGGCUGUUGACAUAAAGCCACUAUUAGGGUUAUGGCUAGGGUCAGGGUGUAGUCAGGGUGUAGUCAUGAAGAUGGGGUUAGAGCUAUGGUUAGGGUUGAGCCAGGUUGUUGACAUAAAGCCACUGUUAGGGUUAUGGCUAGGGUCAGGCUUGAGUCAGGGUGUAGUCAUGAUGAUGGGGUUAGAGUUAGAGCUAUGGUUAGGGUUGAGCCAGGCUGUUGACAUAAAGCCACUGUUAGGGUUAUGGCUAGGGUCAGGCUUGAGUCAGGGUGUAGUCUUGAAGAUAGGGUUAGAGUUAGAGCUAUGGUUAGGGUUGAGCCAGGCUGUUGACAUAAAGCCACUGUUAGGGUUAUGGCUAGGGUCAGGCUUGAGUCAGGGUGUGGUCAUGAAGAUAGGGUUAGAGUUAGAGCUAUGGUUAGGGUUGAGCCAGGCUGUUGACAUAAAGCCACUGUUAGGGUUAUGGCUAGGGUCAGGCUUGAGUCAGGGUGUAGUCUUGAAGAUAGGGUUAGAGUUAGAGCUAUGGUUAGGGUUGAGCCAGGCUGUUGACAUAAAGCCACUGUUAGGGUUAUGGCUAGGGUCAGGCUUGAGUCAGGGUGUAGUCUUGAAGAUAGGGUUAGAGCUAUGGUUAGGGUUGAGCCAGGCUGUUGACAUAAAGCCACUGUUAGGGUUAUGGCUAGGGUCAGGCUUGAGUCAGGGUGUAGACAUGAAGAUGGGGUUAGAGCUAUGGUUAGUGUUGAACCAGGCUGUGGACAUAAAGCCACUGUUAGGGUUAGAGCUAUGGUUAGGGUUGAGCCAGGCUAUUGAAAAAAAAAACACUAUUAGGGUUAUGGCUAGGGUCAGGCUUGAGUCAGGGUGUAGUCUUGAAGAUAGGGUUAGAGUUAGAGCUAUGGUUAGGGUUGAGCCAGGCUGUUGACAUAAAGCCACUGUUAGGGUUAUGGCUAGGGUCAGGCUUGAGUCGAGGUGUGGUCAUGAAGAUAGGGUUAGGGUUGAGCUGGACUGUGAACAUGAAACUAGGGUUAGAGUUAGAGCUAUGAUUAGGGUUGAGCCGGGGUGUUGACAUGAAGCUAGGGUUACGGCUCAAUUUAACCACUGCUGUUAAACACCUCAAACCAUUUUUCCUCUCUUUCACU